UUCAGCACCAGCUUCAACAUCUCCAAUUCCUGCCUCCACACUCGCAUUCUCCUCCGCUGCCAUCUUCUUCGUUGAUUGUCUGUGUUUCUUGUCUGCCAUCAGCAACAAUGCUUGCCGCACGAAGAGCUUUUGGCUUUGCCCAGCGCCGGGCUUUCUCUGCCUCCGCGCCCCAGGCCUCUAAAGUCACCGUCCUCGGUGCUGCUGGUGGCAUUGGCCAGCCAUUGUCACUGUUGAUGAAGCUUAACCCUCGCGUUACCCAACUUGCUCUAUACGAUAUCCGGGGAGGCCCAGGUGUUGCCGCUGAUCUUAGCCACAUCAACACAAACAGUACUGUCACCGGCUAUGACCCUACUCCCUCUGGCCUUCGGGAGGCCCUGAAGGAUUCUGAGAUCGUCCUCAUCCCGGCUGGUGUUCCUCGCAAGCCCGGCAUGACUCGUGAUGAUUUAUUCAACACCAACGCCUCCAUUGUCCGUGACUUAGCCAAAGCUGCUGCCGAGGCCUCUCCCAAGGCUAACAUCCUUGUCAUCUCCAACCCCGUCAACUCCACUGUCCCAAUCGUCGCCGAAGUCUUCAAGUCCAAGAACGUAUACAACCCCAAGCGCCUCUUCGGUGUCACCACCCUUGACGUUGUCCGUGCCUCCCGCUUUAUCUCCCAAGUCAAGGGCACCGACCCUGCGAACGAGAAGGUCACAGUCGUCGGUGGCCACUCUGGCGUCACCAUCGUCCCCCUGGUCUCUCAAUCCAAUCAUGGAGACAUCUCCGGCGAGAAACUCGACGCCCUCGUCAACCGCAUCCAAUUCGGCGGCGACGAGGUCGUCAAGGCCAAGGAUGGUGCCGGCUCCGCCACCCUUUCCAUGGCCAUGGCCGGUGCCCGGUUCGCUGAGAGUCUGCUCAAAGCCUCCCAGGGCGUCAAGGACGUCAUCGAACCCACGUUCGUCGACAGCCCGCUCUACAAGGACCAGGGCAUCGAUUUCUUCGCGUCCAACGUCCGUCUUGGACCCAAUGGUGUCGAGGAGAUCAUGCCCGUUGGCGCCGUCUCGCCAUAUGAGCAGAAACUCGUCGAUGCCUGCCUGGUUGAUUUGAAGAAGAACAUUGCUAAGGGUGUUGAGUUCGUCAAGAACAACCCAUAAGCGAUGAAACUGAAAUAAUUUUUUUUAAUACCUGUCUCUCCUUUCUCACCCCCUCUUUGUCUCCCACCCCUCUCUUCCUCCGUCCGUUUCCCGCGGAGUUUUCUUUUUAACUCUGCGGUCCCGUUCUACUUUUAGACGCUUCUAAGCUCCACACAUCCUGUACACCACCUACCUCCUAAAAGGAUAAAUUUAAAACACAAUUUUAAUGAGAAAAAUCGUUUUCAAAUC
Molecule: messenger RNA, 1358 nt
Organism: Histoplasma capsulatum G186AR
Lineage: Eukaryota; Fungi; Ascomycota; Eurotiomycetes; Onygenales; Ajellomycetaceae
Product: malate dehydrogenase
Exons: 5
Coding region: 108-1130 (340 amino acids)
Biological process (GO): tricarboxylic acid cycle; malate metabolic process
Cellular component (GO): mitochondrion; cytoplasm
Molecular function (GO): L-malate dehydrogenase (NAD+) activity
Source: RefSeq, a predicted model, not a curated record